GAAACACACACGCAGUAGGCUGUUAGAACGCAUGUCAUUUUUGCCCAAACCGUCAGAACAUGGCUGUCACGCUGCACACAGAUCUUGGUGAUUUAAAAAUAGAAUUGUUUUGCGAGAAAUCCCCGAAAAGCUGUGAAAAUUUUAUUGCAUUGUGUGCUAGUGGAUUUUACAAUGGAUGUAUUUUUCAUCGAAAUAUAAAGGGCUUUAUGGUUCAGGCUGGUGACCCAACAGGCACAGGCAAAGGAGGCACCAGCAUUUGGGGAAAACAUUUUGACGAUGAAUUCAGUGAACAUCUUAAACACAAUGUGCGGGGAGUAGUUUCCAUGGCAAAUAAUGGACCAAACACAAAUGCUUCACAGUUCUUCUUCACAUAUGCAAAACAGCCUCACCUGGACAUGAAGUACACUGUUUUUGGAAAGAUUAUAGAUGGACUAGAGACUCUGGAUGAACUAGAGAAACUCCCUGUCAAUGAAAAGACAUUUCGUCCUCUAAAUGAUGUCCAUAUUAAGGAUACUACCAUCCAUGCCAACCCAUUUGCUGGCUAACUGAUUUUGUUGUGUAGCAUUAAUGACGCAUAAUGCCUUCUACUGUACAUAUAUAUUUUUGUGAUGUUAUUUUACCAUUUCAUGGUACUUCAUUCAUUCAUUUUUAUACAUAAAUCUCAGUUUUGAAGACCCACAGCAACUUUUCCACCAUCAGACUCUUCUUGUGUGACAUUCCAUACCGAUUUUAGGCUCUUUGGCAUGGUUACAGUUUACUUCUCGUGAGUAGCCAUCUUUCAAAUUUUUCUGUGUAUGGAUAAAUAACCAUUCUGAAAAAUGUGGGCAGCAAACAGUUUGUAAGCGUACCGAACAUUUCUCAAUUGGAAAUGCUACUUCGGCAGAUAUUGACUGUACUCUGAACAGUUUGUCCCGAUGGCAAAAAGGACCACCACAUACAUAUUCUUAAACUUUGUUUUAUUUUUAAUGCCUAAACAUAUUUUACAAAAAAUAUCUCCUCCUUUGAC
Molecule: messenger RNA, 1006 nt
Organism: Xyrauchen texanus (razorback sucker)
Lineage: Eukaryota; Metazoa; Chordata; Actinopteri; Cypriniformes; Catostomidae
Gene: ppil3
Product: peptidylprolyl isomerase (cyclophilin)-like 3
Exons: 6
Coding region: 60-545 (161 amino acids)
Biological process (GO): protein peptidyl-prolyl isomerization; protein folding
Cellular component (GO): catalytic step 2 spliceosome
Molecular function (GO): peptidyl-prolyl cis-trans isomerase activity
Source: RefSeq, a predicted model, not a curated record